AUGCUACCAAAUAAUUUCCUUUUCCAGAUGGUGCAUCCAGUGACUCAGAUCAGUUUAAACGCUCUGGCAUUAGAGAUCCUUGAGGCAUUGUUCAUUACAGGAAAUGGAAAAGAGUUGCAGCCAACUGAAAUCUCUCAUGCAUCUGAAAUACUCACACUUUAUCUCCCUGAAGAAGUCACUGGUGAUGGUGUGUUGAAGAUCAGAUUCAAGGGGAUCCUUGAUGAUGAUAUGAAAGGACUCUAUCGAUGUAAAUUUGACAGACCUGAUGGAGUAACACUCUUCAGCGCUGUCACUCAAUUUGAGCCAACAUUUGCCCGUAAAGCAUUCCCAUGCUGGGAUGAGCCCUCCUUCAAGGCAUAUUUUGACAUUGAUGUCCAAGCUGAGCAAGGAAAGACUGUAUUGUCCAACAUGCCUGAACAAGAACGAACAUCUUUGGAAAAUGGUUCUGAAGUAGUUCACUUCAAGAGGACUCCUCUGAUGUCAUCAUACCUGAUUGCCAUUGCUGUAGGAGAUUUUGAAUUCAUUGAAGAUCAUGUAAAUGAUAUCCAGGUGUACUUGGAGUUUGAUUCUUUUCAGGUUCGAGUAUAUACAUCUCCAGGAAAGAAAGAGCAAGGGCGUUUUGGCCUUGAGGUUGCAGCCAGAGUCCUUCCAUUUUACGACAAAUUUUUCAAGAUUCCAUAUCCAUUGCCGAAGCUUGAUAUGAUAGCUCUCACAGUCAUCAGUGGGGCAAUGGAGAAUUGGGGAUUGAUAACAUAUCAAGAGACAAUGUUGUUGGUGGAUCCAGAGAACACAUCAUCUAUCAUGAAGCAAACAGCUGCUAUUGUGGUGGCUCAUGAAAUUGCUCACAUGUGGUUUGGGAAUCUGGUGACUAUGGAGUGGUGGACUGAUCUGUGGUUGAAAGAGGGUUUUGCAACAUUUAUGGAGUUCCUGAGCAUUGAUCGAUUGUAUCCAGAAUUUCAUAUUUGGGAUCAGUUUGUGGAAGAUGCCUUCAAUCCUGCUUUGGAAAUGGAUGCCUUGGAGAAUAGUCAUCCAGUUGAAGUGCAAGUUGAGAAUCCUGCUCAGGUUCAUGAGAUCUUUGAUAACAUCUCUUACAGCAAAGGCGCAGCCAUCAUCCGCAUGCUCCAUGACUUCCUUUCUGAUGAGCCUUUUUCAAAUGGGUUGCAGUCCUAUUUGGCAAAGAAUAAGUAUGGAAACACCCAGACAGAUAAUCUUUGGGAAGCUCUAGAGGGAAGCAGUUCAGUGCCUGUUGCUGCAAUGAUGUCAACUUGGACCCGUCAAAAGGGCUUUCCAGUGAUUUCUGCAACUCUUGAUGGUCAGGAAGUGCAGCUCCAGCAAGCAUGCUUCACCUCCUUGAAUACUGCUGAUGCCACUCUCCUGGGGCUUCCUGUUCAAUCUGCUCGAACUGAGAAGUGGAUGAUACCAAUUAAGCUUAUUAGAGGAAGCACUGGAGAAGUGGUAGCUCACACAGUAAUGAAAGAUGAGAAGCUUUCUUUGCAAGUUCCCCCACUUCAGGCAUGUGAAUGGAUCAAGUUGAAUCCAGGGACAGUUGCCUUCUACAGAGUUUGCUAUGAGAAGGACUUGUUAAUGCGCUUUCAACCAGCAAUUGAGGGGAAGACAUUGCCUCCAUUGGAUCGGCUUGGUCUCCUUAAUGAUCUCUAUGCAAUGGUGAUAAGCGGAAAAUGUUCUACCAAUGAAUUGCUCUCUUUCCUGCGCUUCUACCGCGAGGAGGAAGAAUACCCAGUUUGGUGUUCCAUUGCUAAUAUCAUUCAGAAGAUCCUGGCACUUCUCGAGUACUCAGAAAAUUUCGAGAAGUUUCGCACUUUUGCUGUUGAUCUUUUGACUCCGAUUCGGCAGAAAGUCGGCUGGGAUCCUGUGCCCAACGAAGGUGAGUCCCCCACUGAGAGGGCUACAUACUUUGCAUGACACGUGAAAUCCUUGUUGCGUAGCGUCGUCCUCUCGACAUUGGUAUCAUUGAGAGAUCCGGAGGUCCUUGAGGAAUGUUGCAGGAAGUUCCAAGUUCAUAUUUCUGAAUCUCAGAAAUUGGCACCGGAUCUUCGUGCCUCUGUCUACAGAGGAGUAGCUGCCAAUGGAUCUUCAGAAGUUUUUGAUGCACUCCUCAAGAUCUAUCGAGGGACAGAAUUGAGCGAAGAGAAGAGGCGCGUGGGGAGAGCCCUUGGCGCUUUCCCCGACUCAACCAGACUGCAAAAAGCUCUUCGUUUGUCUCUUACGGAUCGUGACUCGGACCAAUCACAGAAGAGAAGGGACCACACGGAUGAAGUCGAAUACGAUGAUGAUGAUGAGGAGGAGGUGGAGUAA
Molecule: messenger RNA, 2316 nt
Organism: Darwinula stevensoni
Lineage: Eukaryota; Metazoa; Arthropoda; Ostracoda; Podocopida; Darwinulidae
Source: the annotation of a GenBank genome assembly